Ficedula albicollis (Collared flycatcher) is the source of this 1764-nucleotide messenger RNA. RefSeq names its product leucine rich repeat transmembrane neuronal 3 (gene LRRTM3). The transcript is spliced from 3 exons. The coding region runs from base 61 to 1647 and encodes 528 amino acids. Gene Ontology annotation, cellular component: plasma membrane. NCBI's taxonomy places the organism in Eukaryota, Metazoa, Chordata, Aves, Passeriformes, Muscicapidae. Gene Ontology annotation, molecular function: protein binding. The record is from RefSeq and is a predicted model, not a curated record.
GAGUGGAGCUAGGCUGUGUAAAUGAUUGUUAAGUACAAGAUUUUAGCAUGAUUGAAAGAAAUGACUGAUGUGUGGGGGGAUAACUUUUCUAAGUUGUUUUUAUUUCCAGGUUUCAAUGUAAUUAGGCUACUGAGCGGAUCAGCUGUAGCUCUGGUAAUAGCCCCUACUGUAUUACUGACAAUGCUUUCUUCUGCUGAACGAGGAUGCCCUAAGGGCUGUAGGUGUGAAGGCAAAAUGGUAUAUUGUGAAUCUCAGAAAUUGCAGGAGAUUCCCUCAAGUAUAUCUGCUGGUUGUUUAGGUUUGUCCCUUCGAUAUAACAGCCUCCAAAAACUAAAAUACAAUCAAUUUAAAGGUCUUAAUCAACUCACCUGGCUCUAUUUAGACCAUAACCACAUCAGCAAUAUCGAUGAAAAUGCUUUCAGUGGAAUACGCAGACUAAAAGAGUUGAUCUUGAGUUCCAACAGAAUCUCCUAUUUUCUUAAUAAUACCUUCAGACCUGUGACAAAUCUCCGGAAUUUGGAUCUGUCGUACAAUCAGCUGCAGUCUCUGGGAUCUGAGCAGUUCAGGGGCUUAAGGAAGCUGCUGAGUUUACAUUUGCGCUCCAAUUCCCUGAGAACCAUCCCUGUUCGAAUAUUCCAAGACUGUAGGAACCUUGAACUGUUGGACCUGGGUUACAAUCGCAUCAGAAGUUUAGCCAGGAAUGUCUUUGCAGGUAUGAUCAGACUGAAAGAGCUUCAUCUGGAGCACAAUCAAUUUUCUAAGCUCAACCUGGCACUUUUUCCAAGGCUAGUCAGCCUUCAAAACCUUUAUUUACAGUGGAAUAAAAUCAGUGUGAUAGGACAAACUAUGUCCUGGACCUGGAGCUCAUUACAAAGACUUGAUUUAUCUGGCAAUGAAAUAGAAGCUUUCAGUGGACCCAGUGUUUUUCAGUGUGUGCCCAAUUUACAGCGCCUCAACCUGGAUUCAAACAAGCUCACAUUUAUCGGUCAAGAGAUUUUGGAUUCUUGGAUAUCUCUCAAUGACAUCAGCCUUGCCGGGAAUAUAUGGGAAUGCAGCAGAAACAUUUGCUCUCUGGUAAACUGGCUUAAAAGUUUCAAAGGGCUGAGGGAAAAUACAAUUAUUUGUGCCAGCCCCAAAGAGCUGCAAGGGGUGAACGUUAUCGAUGCAGUGAAAAACUACAGCAUCUGUGGCAAGAGUACCACGGAAAGGUUUGAACUAGCACGAGCUCUCCCAAAGCCAACGUUUAAACCAAAACUCACCAGGCCCAAACACGACAGCAAGCCCCCUCUGCCCCCGACUGUGGGAGCCACAGAGCCCAGCUCUGAGCCCGAGCACGACACAGAGCACAUCUCCUUCCACAAAAUCAUAGCAGGCAGCGUGGCUCUCUUCCUGUCGGUGCUGGUGAUCCUGCUGGUGAUCUAUGUGUCGUGGAAGCGCUACCCUGCCAGCAUGAAGCAGCUGCAGCAGCGCUCUCUCAUGCGAAGGCACAGGAAAAAGAAAAGACAGUCGCUGAAGCAAAUGACUCCAAGCACACAGGAAUUUUAUGUAGAUUACAAACCCACCAACACUGAGACCAGUGAGAUGCUGCUGAAUGGAACAGGACCCUGCACGUAUAACAAAUCAGGCUCCAGGGAAUGCGAGGUCUGAAAUGAUGGCUGGUCCCACUGAAUCCUUGAAACAUGGUUGGAAGAAAUCCCGCUGUCCAUGAACGUGUCCACGUUCCUGGCCUACGAGCAGCCGGCGCUGAGCUACUGCGGGGUGCAC